AUGAGUCACCCUUUGAGUCAUUCGGCGCCACUGAUACCGCAUCACCAACAACAUGUGGAGCAUGCACUCCCACCACAUAUACUGCCGUAUGGCUCAAUGCCGCCACAACAAAUAAGCUCUCCAACGGGCACACCGAUCGGGAUGAAUGUAAAUGGCAUGCAUACACCUCCCAUGAACCAUGGUCACAUGUUUCAACAACAACAACAACAGCAGCAACAGCAACAACAACAGCAACAGGCACCUGCCGUUGCUCAUCAUGGUGUUGGUGUUCAACAACAACAUAUUCAAAAUAAUAAUCAAGGAGGUGGUCCACACCCACAACAACAGCAACAACCUCAAAUGGUUCAUGUUGCACCAAAUCAACAACAACAACAACAACAACAACAACAAAUGAUGCACCAAGAUGCAUUGAGACAUCAACAACAUCAACACCAACAAUUUCAAUUACAUCAACAACAAAUGCAACAGCAGCAAAUACAACAACAGCAGCAUCAAUUACAUCAUUCUCAACAGUCACAACCGCAAUCUCUGCCACCUCAACCCCAACCUCAAUCUCAACCACAGCCACCACCACAACUUUCACAAUCUACGUCUAGUGUUGUACAACAACAACAACAACAACAACCAAUAAAUACAUCUACGAAUGGUGGUGGUCCUCCUACAGUGGUAAUUCCAUCAACUCCGACAUCAAUACCAAUACAACCACCACCUCCACCAACACCUCAAACACCAUCUACACCAUCAAUACCACCAACACCAUCACUACCUAUUCCUCAAACCCCUAUAAGCACUACUAGCACAACCUCUACAACUUCUACAGCAGCUUUGUUAGCACCAACGGUUGUCUUGACAGCCGAACAACAAAAACAACAAAUACUUGGUGAAAUUAUGACAAAGUUGGCAGAUUAUUCAAAAUAUCAUCUUAAAAGACCAAGUGAUAACAAUAUAGGAUUUUGGAAGGAAUUUGUUGGAAAGUUUUAUAUGCCUGGAGGUAUUUUCUCUCAUACUGUUCAUUUGGAUUCAAAAUCUAGAACUUAUGAAUUAACAUAUGAUGUUUUACCAAGAUUCUAUCAAGUUGCAUAUGAUGCUUGUAUAAAAGAUUUUUCAUUUUCAUUUGAUGACCAUAAAGCUGAUCUCAUUGAAGGCACAUUGGCAUAUUUGGAAUCAAAUAGAGCAAGAGUUUUGCUUUUAUUUGAUCAUUUACAAGUUCAUUUAGAUGGAACAAUGAGAGUAUAUUUAGUACCAUCAACAUUAAAAAUUGUAAGACUUCACUUUGAAACGCUAUGUUAUCAGGAAUUGAUACCAAGACCAACGGUAGAAAAGUUUUUGGUAGAUAAUCAUAUUAGCGCUCAAGCUUCGAAACUUUUAGAGUCGCUAUCUCAUUUGGCGCAGCAGACUUCACACAACUCUUCAUCUCAAGGGCCAUCGCCCUUGGCCACUUUGGCUGCUCGGGCCGAGGAGUUGGUCAAAUCCCCUGUAAAUGAAUAUGGCGUACCCCCUCUUAUGAUGCGUUGCUACGAGAUUGCAGAUAUAUUCAACGACUUUGACUCUUUGAUGGAAUAUAUCAAGGACAACAAGGAUUCGGAAAAGGAACCAAGACAAGCCUUGCAAGAUUUUGUAAAUUUAAAACAACAACAAUAUCCUCAACAACCACAAAAUAAUCAACAAACGUCGGGGGCUGUACAAGGUAAGGUGAAUAAUAAUAAUAAUAAUAAUAAUAAUAGUAAUAGUCAACAACAAUCCCAUCAUCCUCCACAUAUUACAAUACCUCAACAUCAUCACCAUCAACCUGCUACUCAACUACCACCACAACCACAACCACAAAAUAGUCAUCCAUCUCAUCACCAACAACAACCACCUCAUUUCCAAGCUCCCGCUCCCCCUCCUCAACAACAGCCACCACAAACUCUACAACAACAACAAGGACAACAAGGAGUUCUUACUCCACAACAACAACAUCAAAACUAUAUAAUACUACAACAACAGCAACAACAACAACAACAACAGAAUUACCAUCAUCAUAUACAGCAACAAAUUCAACAUCCACAAAUGGUCGGACCACCUGGACAGCAGCAACAACAACAACAACAAUUUAUUCAUCCUCAAAUGAACUUUUACCCAUAUCCACCACCUCAUCCAUCCCAACAAUAUCACAAGUAUCCACCUCAAAAUGGACACGAGAUGCAACAGCCUGCAGCUCCUCCUCCACCUGCUCCACCCUCCCAACAACCGCAACCACAACCAACAGCAGCACAGGCAGCAGCGCCAGCACCACCACCAGCGGCAGCAACACCUGCUUCCAUUCCAGCACCGCCACCACCCCACGGAGGCAAGAUAAAGUUUGAAAAUAAUAACAAAUUCAUGACCAAUCCUCAACAAAAGAGAGCGCCCCAGAAAAGCACCUCCUACUCUCUAGACGAUAAAAAGACUCAUCACUAUGAUGCAUCGCAUCAUCAUGGUCACGAUGAAGAGAAAAAAACAAAGAAAAAGAAAACAAGUGCUGCCAAUAAUAAUAAUAAUAAUAAUAAUAAUAACUCGUCCCAACCAAAUAGUACCUCUACAACACCAACUAGUGGUACUCCCUCUAUAUCAUCUCAAAAUCAAUUAAAUAACUCGAAUAAUAAUAUACAACAACCACCUCUAAAUCAUCAUCAUCAACAACAACAACAACAUCAAUUACAACAACAACAACAACAACAUCAACAACAUCAAUUACAAUUACAACAUCAACAACAAAUGCAACAACAACAACAACAAAUGCAACAACAGUAUUAUCAACAACAAUACACACAAUCAUAUAUGGUACAACAACAACCUCCUCCUCCUCCUCCUCCCUCUGCACAGCAACAACAACAACAACAACAACCAACAUUUCAAACCUUUUCAUUUCAACCACCACAACAAAGUAUAGAAAGUCCUCAUGUAAAUCAGCUAAAAUCCUCCUCACAAGGUGGAUCCUCACCAAAACUACAGGCUCCACAAUUAUUGAAUGAUCAACAACACCAACAACAACAACAAAAUAAUUCACCAAACAUUCAUAUACACAAUUUUGAACCUACUCUUGAAUCAAUGGGAAUUGAUCAAAAUAAACAACAACAACAACAACAACAACAACAUAUAUCUGUAACAUCUGUAGAAUCACAACAUCAACAACACCAACAACAACAACAAUCAACCGAUAUGGAAAACCAACUACUUCCUGAUACUUUUAAAAACAACCCAACUAGUAAUAAUAAUAAUAAUAAUAACAAUAACAAUAAUAAUUCACUUAAAAGAAGUUUGCAGCAAGUAGUAUAA
Messenger RNA from Cavenderia fasciculata, 3297 nucleotides. It is a transcript of the gene gtaJ, whose product is annotated as putative GATA-binding transcription factor. Gene Ontology annotation, biological process: positive regulation of transcription by RNA polymerase II; negative regulation of transcription by RNA polymerase II. The transcript has 3 exons. The record is from RefSeq and is a predicted model, not a curated record. Gene Ontology annotation, cellular component: transcription regulator complex; nucleus. NCBI's taxonomy places the organism in Eukaryota, Evosea, Eumycetozoa, Acytosteliales, Cavenderiaceae. Bases 1 to 3297 code for a protein of 1098 amino acids.